AUGGCUGAAGAAGAGAUGAGUUCCAGCUCAAGAAGAGUAUUGGCCGUAGCCCUCGAGAACGAAACGGCGGUCCUGUCAAAGCUGGUAAAAGACCUCACGGGAACAGCACCCGAAUCAUCAGACCCUACCCUCGGUCUCGCAGGCACGACACAUGCCCUCUCACUCAAAACACCAUACUACUCUACAACAGUCCCCAUCUGGCUCGACCUCAUCGGCUCACCAUCCGACUGGUCAGAAUCCUUUCUCUCAGAGGAAGCGGCCGAGGUUCUCGCCGUUCUUGGAGGUGUCAUUGUCGUAUUCACUGCAGGACCACCUGUUUCAGCCUCUACGGAGAACCACCCCGCAAAGGAUCUGGUAGAGCACGUCGGAAAGGUCCUGAAGAAGGGACUGGGCGGAUGGGAGUGGGACGGAGUCGGCUUGGCUGUUGGCAUCGGAGGUGACGGGCAUGAAGAGGAUUGGGAUGAGAUCUGUGCCGAGGCGGGACUGGAGUUUGUAUCCGUCGGGGGAAAAGCUGAUACUGGCCGUAACGAGUUUGGAGGAGUCGCGCGUGUAAAGGAAGCUCUCGAAGCAAACGACUGGUCACAGCUCGAUGCGCCCCUAUCAGGAUCUGAAUUCGGCGAUUUCGAGACCAGCACUGCUACCAAAGGAGACGACAACGACGACGAGCUUGAUCCUCAAAAGAUGGGUUUUGGAUUCGACAAGACAGAUUUCGAAGGUCUGAGACGGGCGAUAUGGGAGGCAAGCCAGGAUGUCGAGGAGCCUGAGGAGUCCAAAAAUGCAGACACGGCCGACAAGGGCGCAUCUGAAGCACCUGCCGCCGGAGGCCUGGAAGAUCUUGAUGAGGAAGAGAUUGCCAAGAUUGAGAAGAUGAUGAGAAAGUUACAAGCGGUGAGGGAGGCGGGGGAGGGUAUGGGAGAAGAACAGAGGAAAAGAAUGGCGGCUAGGGCUGUUGAGGAAGUCAUGAGAGAUCUAUAA
Fusarium pseudograminearum CS3096 is the source of this 975-nucleotide messenger RNA. RefSeq lists its product as uncharacterized. The transcript is spliced from 3 exons. Gene Ontology annotation, molecular function: protein-macromolecule adaptor activity. The coding region runs from base 1 to 975 and encodes 324 amino acids. The record is from RefSeq and is a predicted model, not a curated record. Lineage: Eukaryota; Fungi; Ascomycota; Sordariomycetes; Hypocreales; Nectriaceae. Gene Ontology annotation, biological process: vesicle-mediated transport.